UACUAACAAUAACAACAAAUAUACUAAAUAUAAUAUCAAUGUUUAUAUAAUAGUAUUAAAUAUAAAACAUAAGCAGUAGACAUUGACAAUCAAUUACUUAAAAUUUUUCACUUGUACGUGACAAUCUCGGACUAUUGUUUGUUUUCAUAAUUGAGUAUAACAUAAAUCAUAUUCUUUAUAUAUACAUAUAUUCAUACAUCGAAAUAGUAGUAGCAGCUGCAGUAGAAGUAGUAUAAUAUAUGUUUAUAAAGUGUAGGUGGAUAUAGAGAUUUAACUUUGCCAAUCAAAUGUCAUAACUAUCAAGACGAGUGUCGUCACGCCCAAACAUGAAACAUUAACUCAGCUCAUGUCCACAUACAUUAUAUAUAUAUAAAAUAUGAGAAGUAGAAAGCGAGCCAACUGCAAAUGUUCACGCGCGAAAGCAAAGUUUAUCUUGACAACUUGAUAUUGUAUGAUAAUUUACUAUUUUUUGUUUUUUUAUUUAAAUAAUUAGUUAUUAAUAUGUUCAAAAGCAAGAAAAUUUAUUUUUGAUUCCAGAAAAACGAGAAAGGAGUUUCCUGGACUUGUACGCAAUUUAUCAGCAUACCGUACAUACUGCAAGUUGUUUAUGAGGCAAUUAUCAUGCUCUUUGCUCUUGCUUCGCCUAUUUUUGGUGAGGAUGCUGUAGAGCCGAAAAAACAAGAGAAACGUGGAGUUAUUGGUCUAGGAUAUCCAGGAUACUCUGGACAUUAUGUCGGUGGCCAUGCUUAUGGAUACAACGGACUUGGACAUGGUUAUGUACAUUCUCCUUACUACCCAGCAUUGAGUCACGGAGCAGUAUCACCAUUAUUAAGUCACUCAGCCUAUACAGCUCCUGUAGCACCUGUUGCAUCUGUAGCUCCCGUACACGGCUACAAUGGUUACCAUUCACCUUUGUACACUUCUCCACUUCGUCUUGGUUACCACGGAUUAGGACACGGUUUAGGAUACUACAACAACUGGUAAUUGGUUCCACAUUAUUUGGCCAGAAGAAGACAAAUCUUCAUUUUUCCGGAUCACUUCUUCUCACUUCUGCUGGC
Messenger RNA from Microplitis demolitor, 1058 nucleotides. RefSeq names its product cuticle protein 64-like. The record is from RefSeq and is a predicted model, not a curated record. The coding region runs from base 622 to 984 and encodes 120 amino acids. Lineage: Eukaryota; Metazoa; Arthropoda; Insecta; Hymenoptera; Braconidae. The transcript is spliced from 3 exons.